Molecule: messenger RNA, 339 nt
Organism: Staurois parvus
Lineage: Eukaryota; Metazoa; Chordata; Amphibia; Anura; Ranidae
Source: the annotation of a GenBank genome assembly
UCACCGGGUCCUGGCCAGAGAUUCCCUGCUGGCACCUGGCAAUCGCCAAGUAUCACUGACAGGGGAGAGACCUUAACAUGCUGCUGUGUAUUUCUCUGCACAGCAGAGAAAUACACAUCAGCAUGUUUCCCUAGUAAAAUACACACACAGCACAUUAUGUUAAACAGCACACAGUUAACCCUUUGAUCACCCCAGAUGUUAACCCCUUCCUGCCCAGUUUCAUUAGUACAGCGUCAGUGCUUUUUAUUAGCACUGAUCACUGUAUUAGUGUCAUUGGGAUGUCAGUGGCAGUUCGUCAGUUCCCAACCAGUGUCAGAAUGCCCGCCGCAGUCCCACUAU